GGAGAACAAGCUCCCAAAAAGGCAAUUGUGACGAAGGAGAGGCGAGUUCAACGCUGGAAGCUGCACCGUGCUGAGAAGAAGGUUGCAAAAAAGCAUCUUGCAAGUGGACUCAGAGGUGAUAAGACAGCAUGGUUCUGGAAAGGUAAAGCUCAGCGAUUUGUAGAACAGAAAAUGAACGAAUACAAAGGCUGGCAGAAGAUGAGGUUCCCAGAAGACCCAGCUGUCCACAGGAUCUGCAAGAGGCUUGCUAAUAUCACCAUAGCAAAGGCAAAGAGUACGGAAAGACAAGGAGAGAAGUUCAUCUUCAGGUUGGUCAAAGCCUGGUAUCGAGUUACUGACCAAGGAAGGGUAGUCUACUUACCAUGGAACUUUGAAUGGAGACCCAUAUUAAUCGAUAGAAUUUUGAAUGCUAUUUACGUACAUAUAUGGGAACUGAAACUGCAAAAUUGCUCUCAUAAAAAGGUAAAACUGUUGGAAUGCGAUUUCAAAUGUCUAUGUGGCAUAGUGGUAGUGGUCUCUCUACGCAGGCAGAAGGUACGGGGUUGCUCCCAAGGCGGUCAAGAUCUUUGCAUUGUGUUUUCGUUUAAAUGGAGACUUCCAAAGCCUUUUCCGACAUUCGUUCGAACGAACACCUUAUUUCUGCCUUUAUUUGCACUUGUCGCACGUAUUCAGGUAAGAAUGGAUCUACAUGUUGAUUGUAUGACUCUGAUCACUUGA
This is a messenger RNA of Haemonchus placei, 717 nucleotides long. Lineage: Eukaryota; Metazoa; Nematoda; Chromadorea; Rhabditida; Trichostrongylidae. The record is from the annotation of a GenBank genome assembly.